AUGAUGCUACCUUCGCUGUGUUUGCUCCUCUGUGGGCCGAUAUUCACAAGCCUUGUGUCUGCCAUUGAUUUAUACGUCUCUCCCAGUGGGUCAGACAGCAAUGCGGGCGGAGCGGGAGCACCUCUUCACACCCUUACCAAGGCGCAGCAAGUAGUCCAGAAUGCCAUCGCCUUGUCCAUGACUGAGAAUAUUACGGUCCACAUUGCUGAUGGAACUUACAUCCUGUCCAAGCCUCUGGUCUUCACUUCAAAAGAUUCUGGAACGAAUGGAUACACCAUCAAUUGGAAAGCAGAUGGUUCUAAUGUACUUAUCUCUGGUGGCCUGAAGGUCACGAAUUGGACGGCUGGAUCUAAUGGCAUCUAUUCCGCAUCAGUCCCGACUGGCACGCUAUCACGAAAUCUGUAUGUUGGUGGAAAAGCUGCCAAUUAUGCACGGAGAAAGAUCAUGCGCAACGACUUCUCUUACGGCAACACGGGCAUGUCAUGGAAUUCUUCUGCCUAUGACUGGCUGAUGUCUACUCAGGGCAUCGCUAAUGCAGAAGUGCGUUUUAUUAACUCCUUCACAGACCGUUAUGCGCCCAUCCAAUCCGUUGGGAACAGACAACUAGUCAUGAAGCAAAACUUCUGGGCCAAUCAGAUCUGGGGUUGGGAUACUGUUAACAGCCCCUUUGCCGAUUUUGGUGUCUGGAUCCAAAAUGCCCUGGGCCUGCUGAGCGAAGGUGGCGAGUUUUACCUCGAUUCCGCUGGGGGAAAGGUUUACUAUAUGCCGUUGAAUGGGGAAGAUUUGACCACCAUUGACACCUGGUUGGGAGUCAGUGAGACGCUCAUAGCGAUUGGCGGGACCUACGAUAGUCCGGCGCAUGACAUUUCAUUUUCAGGACUCAACUUCGCACACACAACGUGGCUUAGGCCUGGCCAAGGAUAUGGAUAUGUCGACCAACAGACUGGCGGCUAUAUUGGUGAGAACGUGACUUAUCCCGCCUUUGAAGCAUCAAGGCCACAUUGGUAUCAGAUGCCUGGCGCGAUUCAAAUAAGCGCCGCAAACAGCAUUGCCUUUUCGGGUGGAAGCUACACUCAGCUUGGCGCAGGUGGGUUCGGCAUUGGAAACGACCCAAAUGCCCACAUAACUGGGGUCGGUCUUGGUGCAAGCAACGUUGCUGUUACAGACGGAUACUUCACACAGGUUAUGGGUAACUCUGUCUGCGCUGGGGGAGUUCAGGCAAACGCUCACCAUCCCAGUGACGCACGCAUGAUCAACUCUCAUAUAACAAUAUCAGGCAAUAUCUUCUACAACUCAUCGUCUCUUUUUAGCUCGACGGUGCCAAUCUUUGUCACCUAUAUUCAGUACUCCACCAUUUCGCACAAUGACCUCUAUAUCUCUCCGUACUCGGGCAUCUGCCACGGUUAUGGUUGGGGUUCCAAUGAUGCAGGCGGCAGUCAAACAUACAUCGACCGUGGUCUUUAUAACUMCCAGCCACUCUAUCAAACGCCUACAACGUCUCAGAAUAACCUGAUCGAAGGGAAUCUUGUCCAUUCUUUCGGCCUAUCGCACACCGACUUAGGUGCCUACUACACACUUUCCAAGAGUCCGUCGACGUUAUUGCGCAAUAACUAUGCAUAUGACUCCUCAUGGUAUGGGUCGUAUCUUGACGAAGGUUCAAACUCUCUGGCAUUAAUCGGAAACGUUCUUCUCACCAAUGGUAAUUGGUACAAUCCAAACCAAGGUGCCGCCAACUCCGGGAUGCAUACCGGGAACAAUACUUUGAUUGACAAUUAUGGCCAUACCGGGACACAGCUGGGCAAUGCACCUGGAGGAUCUGGCGAUUUUGGGAACACGUUCAUCGAUAAUUACCUGGUUUCCGGUCUCUCACAAACGUCGGAAGGGGCGCAACGUGCAGCUUACAGAGCAGGCGUUCUACCGGGUCGGCGAGGCAACAGACCAGUCUCAAAUCCGCAAAUUCCUGAUGCGUACCUUUCCAUAGGCUCAGAGAAUGGAUAUCUGGCCGUGAAUAUAUCCAAUUUCGAUGACGUUGCUUUUACUGGGGUUACAUUCUCUGUCUCCGCUAACAGUGGCGGGKACACACUUGUUCCCGUCCAGGUCCCUAACUCGGUCCCUCCUGACAGUUUUGCUCUAGCCACUUACAUCGUUGACGGCACACCUGGGCAGCCAAGCUUCUCAGCAACAGUAAGGUAUACGAAUCCUAGGACAGGAGCCUCAAACAACCUUUCUGCCAGCGGACAACCAUCGAUUUCGUUCAACCAGCCUCCGCCUACUUCCACCAGCACCAGCACCAGUAGCGGCACAGGAACUAGCAGCACCACGACAGCACCCACUACUAUAACGUCUCCACCUAGUACAACAACUACAACCUUGAGUGUAAGUGGGGGCUCCGUGCAGACUCACUGGGGUCAGUGCGGUGGUAACGGCUGGUCCGGACCAACCUCCUGUCAACCGCCGUACGCCUGCUCCUCGCAAAAUCCUUGGUAUUCCCAAUGCCUAUGA
Talaromyces amestolkiae is the source of this 2502-nucleotide messenger RNA. RefSeq lists its product as uncharacterized. The record is from RefSeq and is a predicted model, not a curated record. Lineage: Eukaryota; Fungi; Ascomycota; Eurotiomycetes; Eurotiales; Trichocomaceae. Gene Ontology annotation, cellular component: extracellular region. The coding region runs from base 1 to 2502 and encodes 833 amino acids. Gene Ontology annotation, biological process: carbohydrate metabolic process. Gene Ontology annotation, molecular function: cellulose binding. The transcript has 2 exons.